AGCAGCUUUGCUUCUCUAUACGCUGAAUGUGCUCUGCGAUCGACUCCUCGGGUCUCACUCCACAGUUACACAAACAUUCCACACGCAGCAGAGAGAGACAAAAACCAGAAACAGAAAGAGAACGGUAGGAACGGCUGGGUUUAUGGGGCUGACAGUCCCUUCUUAACAUCAAAAUAUGGGCUUUCAGGCCCUCGUAACCAUGAACAAACACAUGUUUCCCGAAAGCAGAACUCAUUAGCUACCUGCUGGAUUUGGCCUGACCCCGCUGAGUGAUUUUAUACGUGAGUUUUUUUAAGUUGAAAAUGAGGGAGGUGGUGGUUUUGUCGACAGAGAGGUCUCUCCUGUUGGCCAGGACAAGAUGGCAGGAGCAUAAGCAAGCUGGGCAUGGUGUGGGUACAUUAUAACUCCAUAACAUGUUCAGAAAAGCUGUGGAUUCUAUCAGUUGUUACUAUCUGUGAAGGUAUGGCCUCACAAGUCUUGGUCUACCCACCACAUGUUUAUCAAACGCAGACAAGUGCCUUUUGUAGUGUAAAGAAACUCAAAGUAGAGCCAAGCAGUUGCGCGUAUCAUGAGAGAGCCUACCCACGGACCUAUUUGAACGGUAGAACCCUUGGCAUCACUCACCCUAUGAACGCUGUUAGCUCUUCUUUUCAGAUAAAAGACUUGGUGUACAGCAGGCCCCGUGGGCAGAAUUUUGCAUUGCAAGCAGUCACCCUAAGAGGUGUAAAGGAGGACCCAGGAGCAGCAGAGGCAAAUAAACACCCAUCAGAACCGGCAGCCCUGCAGGUCUUUGGGCAAGCGGCAGACGAAACUGGUGGUGGCGGCGGAGGAGGAGGAGGAGGAGGUUUGAACUUGGUGGACAGCGUGCAGCAAUGCGGGCUGAAACGUAAGAGUGAGGAGUUGGAGAACAGAGGAAGUGCCAUGCAGAUUGUGGAGGAACUGUCCAUGUUGCCUGCAAUGUUGCAAACGAACGCUGGCAACCCAGUCGCAGUGGUGGGCGCCUCAAAGCAGAGUGGUGCCGGAGGGGAUGGGGAUUACCACCUGGUGCAGCACGAGGUGCUGUGCUCCAUGAAGAAUACUUACGAGGUCCUGGACUUCCUGGGUCGGGGGACCUUCGGUCAGGUGGUGAAAUGCUGGAAGAGGGGCACGAAUGAUAUUGUAGCCAUCAAAAUCCUCAAGAACCACCCCUCGUAUGCACGGCAAGGGCAAAUCGAAGUGAGUAUCCUGGCCCGUCUGAGCAGCGAGAAUGCAGACGAAAAUAACCUCGUGCGGGCCUUUGAGUGCUUCCAGCACCGUAAUCACACCUGCCUGGUGUUUGAGAUGCUGGAACAAAACCUGUAUGACUUCUUAAAGCAGAACAAGUUCAGCCCUCUGCCGCUGAAGGUAAUCAGGCCAAUCCUGCAACAGGUGGCCACAGCACUGAAAAAACUGAAAAGCCUUGGACUCAUCCACGCGGACCUUAAACCGGAAAAUAUCAUGCUAGUGGACCCUGUCCGGCAGCCAUACAGGGUGAAAGUAAUAGACUUUGGAUCUGCCAGCCACGUUUCAAAAGUAGUCUGCUCCACGUAUUUGCAGUCGCGCUACUACAGAGCGCCAGAGAUUAUUUUGGGGUUGACAUUUUGUGAAGCCAUAGACAUGUGGUCGCUGGGGUGUGUGAUUGCAGAGCUGUUUCUUGGAUGGCCGCUAUAUCCCGGAGCACUGGAAUAUGAUCAGAUUCGAUAUAUUUCUCAGACCCAAGGGUUACCUGGGGACCAGGUGUUGAAUGUGGGGACGAAGACAUCAAGGUUUUUUUGUAGAGAGUCAGAUUCACCAUAUUCAAGAUGGAGACUUAAGACAACAGAGGAGCAUGAGACAGAGACGGGGAUGAAGUCAAAAGAAGCCAGGAAGUAUAUCUUCAGCUGUUUGGAUGAUGUUGCGCAUGUGAACAUGGUCAUGGAUUUAGAAGGAAGUGACUUGCUAGCAGAGAAGGCAGACCGCAGAGAGUUUGUCAGUUUGUUGAAGAAAAUGUUGUUGAUUGACGCAGAUAAAAGAAUGACUCCGGCAGACAGCAUGAACCACCCUUUUGUCACCAUGCAUCACCUUUUAGACUUUCCUCAUAGCAACCAUGUCAAUUCAUGUUUUCAUGUAAUGGAUGUUUGCAGAAUACGGUCAAACACAUACGAUCUAAGCAAUCGCAACAAGACACCAUUCAUGAGACCAGUCACCUCCGGCAAUACAGCAAACCUGACUCUGGCUUUUAAUAAGAUGGGCCCUGUCCACACUCAAGCUUUAGCACCACCUGUGAUGCACCGCGGGAUGUCGCUGCAGACGGGUACUGCUCAGUUUGGGUGCAAUGAUUCUUUUCAGCAAACAUUGAUCCUGUGUCCCCCGGCCAUCCAAGCUGUUGUCGUUCACAUUUUAGCGGGAAUUCCCACUAACCCAAACAAGCCUGCUGCAUAUGCUGUCAGAAUGGAAAAUACUGUGCCACUGGUGACGCAAGCCCCAGCAAUACAACCCUUACAGAUUCGCCCAGGAGUUAUCACUCAGCAGACAUGGUCCAAUCGAACUCGGCAAAUACUGGUACCAGCCUGGCAGCAAAUAACUCCUGUGGCUCCCUCCACAACAGCACUGCCAUCCGACAAUGUGGCGGGUCCACAGAGACUAGGAGACUGGGGAAAUGUACACCCCCAUGGCAACCAUUAUAACUCCAUGAUGCCACAACCUCUUUUAACCAACCAAAUGGCUAUGCCCACCCACCAGCCAAUAAGUAUAGGCAUUGCCCAUGUUGUAUGGCCUCAACCUUCAGCUGCUAACAAAAGAAAUAAACCUUGCCAGAACAGGAGUAAUUUCUUCCAUAACAGCAAUACCCAGAACUCGGUACGCCUGUCUCCAAAGAUUUCAGACAAUGUAAAGAAUGAUGAAGCAGAAAGUUGUAUAGAAGAAAGACAGAACAAUGGCAGCCCACAGAGAGAGGAUAGGAGCUGCUGCAAGGCGUCGGUCGUGCAGGACUCUGACUUGGCCAUCUCUAACAAGCAACGUCGGACUAUCAUCAUUGCUGACUCUCCAAGUCCUGUGGUCAGCGUCAUUUCCAUUAGCAGCGAUACAGAUGACGAGGAGGUGGCACAGAGACACUCUUUGGGAGAAUGUAAAGGCAGCCCGGAUUGUGAAGCCUGUCAGAGCACACUAAACAUUGACCGUGUGUGUUCUUUAAGUAGUCCUGACAGCACCCUGAGCACCAGUUCAUCAAACUCUGCCCAGUCUAGUCCAUCCCCCUGUAAAAGGCCAAACAGCAUGUCUGAUGAUGAGCAAGAAAGUGGUUGUGACACUGUGGACGGCUCCCCUGCAUCUGACUCUUCAGGACAGAACGAUAGUCCGUUCAUGGAGCGCCGGUUUCUGGGAGAUACCAACCAAAACACUGAAGCAAGAGCUCCGCAGGACGCAGAGACCAUCCAGCCAGCUGUCCGCACCAUGGUGGUGCCGCCAAUGAGAGUGCAAAACAAUAACCCAACUGCUGAUGAGCGGGUGGCAAAUACAGUCUUAGAUACCACGUGUCAGUCCUUAUUCAAGGGCCGCUCCGCUCCUGCCAGAUUAAACCACCACUCUGCAGCAGUUAACCGUCAGCAAAAAAUGACAUCAGCAUUCCAGCAACAGCACAUGAACUUUGGACAAGUUCAGCACUAUGGUUCUUGCCAUCAGGAAUGGAAUGGAAAUUACGGCCACAGGAGACAGCAGGCGUAUAUCCCUCCCACAAUACAUGGUCACACUUUCACGCUGCCUCACGGGAGCCCCAGCCACAGUACAGCUCACCCUCACCUGGCUGGAAGUACUCAAUUUGGGGGCCAACCGAUUUUACCCUACCCUCCACCACUUUGCACUGCAGCUCCUGUCGCCCACAUCUUGGCUUCACCAUGUACUACAAGGCCUGUAAUGCAGCCGGCAACCUACAGUAUCUCCCAUCCCAAUGGCAUUGUUCACCAAGUAACUGUGGGCAUCAACCAUCGCCUGCUGCCUUCCCCUACCAUCCACCAGAACCAGUUCAAACCAAUAUUCCCGGCUCAUUCAUACAUCACAGCUUCCCCUGCCUACACCGGCUUCCCUUUAAGCCCAACAAAACUUAGCCAGUACCCUUACAUUUGAGUGUCCAUGGGGUGCAUUAGCAUAUAAACGCUUGGUUUGGUAAGAUUAAGAGAAAAACAUGGUGUUCUAAUAUAUUCUAGCCAUGGCACAACAGAUAAAAUAAAAUAAAAAUAUUUUUGUGAAUCAUGUAGACUUGGGUGCAAUUUAAACUUUUGAGCUUUAAAAAUAAUUGAAAACUCACUUUUAAUGUGUUUUGACAUUUGAUAUACUUCUCAUCAGAACUUGUUACUCUUUAACAGUUGAAUUAUGGGAUUGGAAGCCUAGUUUCUCUCCUACUAUUUUUAUAUAUCGCCUUCUAACUUGUGCAAGACACAUCUUCAUUUGUGAAGCCAUUCAGUAUACAAGUGUAAAGAGCAACAGAGCGUCCACAGCAUACUCGUAAUCUAUUUAUUUUCUUGUGUCUUUUGGUGUUUUAAAUGUCAAGUCACUUAUCUGAAAGGCUGUUCUUCACACUGCAUGUGUUCUCCUUGCAUGGGCGAAAACAAAACGGAAAGUUUCCUAGAUGUUGCUCUUAAUGUUGUUGUCCUAAGAAUCUCAGCUCGUUGUAAAUUGUUCCCACCCAUAGUGCCUUAAAUAUUUGAGGUUGUUAAUGUUACUACUUAUAUUAAUGUAAUGGACUGCAGCACUUGAAAUUCCAAUCUGCUGAUUGUUAUUGUAUAUCUAUAUAGAUAUAGAGAGAGCGAGACUAAAGCUUAUUUUGGGUUUGGCGUGGUAAGUUUGAGGAGUAGCGAACUUUUCCUUUACUAAGAACAGCAUGCUUUGCUGUAGCAGGUCUUUGCUGUUCAGGUUUUCCGAAUGAUCUAGUGUAAAGAGCAAGUGUUGGGUAUUGCUUACAAUUUGAUAAUCAAUUUCUAUUUAGUAUACACUUAACUAACAGUAUUUGUACUGUUUUAAUGAAACUGCAAUACAAUCUAAAUAGGUGUUGAUUUGUUUUCAUGUUUGCUGAUUUUUAAUGGUUUUUCUGAAAUAUUUAGAAAUGUGGUGGGCAUGGCUUUUGACUAUAAAGAAACAAUGCAAAUAUAGCUAAUUGAUUUUUAUGAUAUGGAUUCAUCUUAGCUUGAGCAAACCAUGCAGUAUUUGAUUGAGAUUAUAUAUAUAUAUAUAUAUAUAUAUAUAUAUAUAUAUAUAUAUAUAUAUAUAUAUAUAUAUAGUAAUAGAAUAUUUAGUACUGAAGCUUGACAAGGUGCGAGUUCUUUGUGUGCAAUUUUCUCAUUUAUGCAUGUGAUAGUUUUUAUCUGUUUUUACUUUAAUAUACCAUUUGUUUAAGCUUGUUGGUGUCGACUGCUUAUUUUAUACAUUCCGUCAGGGAGAAAAAUAUAUGCUGUUUUUUUUUCAUGUUUUUUUGUUUGCUGGUAUGUGCGUCAAGUUGCUUUUGCAGCACCAAAGACUUUGUCAUCCAUUUCCUGAGCAAGGUAGCUAUUUUUUUGCAUAGACAUAAAGUAUACUAUAGUUAUAGUGAUGGGGUAAAUAAAAAUAAAAAAAUAAUAAUAAUAAAAAAGUAUUAAUUAAAGAGGUUAAGGCUAUGUUAAACUCUUGGGCGAAUACUUUGUAUCAUUUAUCUUGAAUGUAUCAUAGAUAAGCUGCUAUAUAAUUAUUGCCACUUCAAAUAGCUGUGAAAUUAGGUGAUUUACUUAGUACUUUCUUAGUGUUCUUCUUUCUGUAAGUCUAAUUACCUGAAGUGGUUUUUUUAAUUUAAUUUUUGCUUUAAUGUUUGGAGUGUCAUUGUGACUACUGUAUUGCAAAUGAUGGAAGUUAGUUGCAUUUGUUAUAUUUUUGGGGUGUGUGUAUUUUAAUUUUUUUUUGCAUCAGUAUUUAUCUUCAUUAACUUUGAGCUCAUCACUGCAUAUAAAUGGAUGUCUUGAUGUAACUUAAUUUUUGUAAUGUUAUCAUAUUAGCAUUGUGUAGACAUGUUGAGCUGUAGCUUGCAGAUUUGACUUAACUUUUUUUCAGUAAAGCAAUUGUGUACUAACAUGCAGUUUUGCAACCGAGUACAUUAACUAAAAUUUAUAGUACAAAGUUGUAAAAAAAAAAAAAAAAAAAAAAAAGGCUAGCCAUGAUCACAUAUGUUUAAUAUGCCACUAAACAGCACUUGUAUAACUGUCAAUAAGCUAAUCUGGGAAGGGCUGCGGGAGGUUUAUUAAGUAGCCCUUUUUUCUACUUGGAACUGAAAUUGCAGUGUUCUGUUCAAACCAUUGUCCGUGACAUUUUGUUUGCAAUUUGUUUCUAUCCCUAAAAUAUUUCUUCUCAUGUGUUUUAACACAGAAAUUAAGAAAGUGUCGGAAGACAUUCAACAUGGCUAUCUGUCCUUUUAAACAGUUCAGUGGCAAUUUUGUGCUAUCUCGUCUGGAGAGUCUCUUCAGUGGUGGCUAAGAAAACCAAAUUGAGAGUCCUAAUUUUGCUUUUAUAUACCCAACCUUUUUGAGAAGCCCUCUUGACCACUGCAGUUCCUUAUUACUGUGAGGACAGUGCUAUUUCACACUGUGGUUGUGCCUUGAGGAGCUGUGCUGACAUCAGGGGUUCAAAAGACUGAAGCUCUGCUUGCCUAUUCUCCCGGAUGACAGCGGGGUGUUGUGGAGCUCAGUGUAGGGUUAUAAGAGAGUAAUCCAAUAAAAUGAAUGGUAAUGUAUAAAGCCACUUGAUGUGGUAGCUUGACCAAAAAUUGCUUUAUCGUGUUCCUUCAUAGUUGUACCAGGGAUCGAAAUACUGAUGUGCAAACAGUUCCCGGAUCGGGCCAUGCCACUUACCAUGCACAUAAUAAUGGCUGUCGCCACAUACUGUAGCACCUUCCUCCUUGGGGUUGCAUCCACACAGGGAUUAAACCAUCAGCAUAUUGCAUCAGGGGAGCUCAUGGACAAAUGAAUCCUAUAUAAUAUAUAUAAUUUAUUAUUUUAUUUCACCAUUGAAAAAUAGCCAUGAACUUAAAGAUAAUAGAUUUUUUGUAAAUACAUUUCAUCAAAAUGCCAAACUUUGAGCAUUACUGUACUUCACACUGCAACAAAGGGGCCAGAGCGGUAGUUGGCAUCAUGGAAACAGUUUAACAGCGCUAGUGCAAAGAGGUCUUAUGGUAGUGGAUUUAUAUAUAAAAAUGCAUUGAAUCAGGCAGGUGUGUAUGUAUUUUCUUCCAGCCUGUUCCAAUGUGCAUGUACAGUUAACAGUAUUUCAAUCCCUGUGUAAUAUAACUUACCAGCAAAUAUGCCUGCACAAAAUGUCCAUGUUAGCUAAAUGUAUUUAUUUUGGUUAAAAUUUUCAUGAAAUCAGUUUGAUUUGAACUCCAUUUAAUCUACCAAUUUCGCCAUUUGAAAAAUCGAUGUUGUUUUUAACAUUUUCUAUUUUGAAAGAAUUUAAUUGUAAAAAAUAAAUAAUAAAAAAAAACAACCAAACACUGCAGUUUUUAACUUCCAUAUAAAAUAUUUCAUUUUGUUUGGCGGAUUAUUUUCUAUCUGAUUUGGUGGUAUACCUUCAGAGAUGCUUACGUUUUGUUCAGGGUCUAAAUGUGCUACUCUAAGUCCUAAUUACUUGUUUUGAUUGCUUCUAAUUAUGUGUUUCAUGAUAAUUUUAUCACAAGUUAAUUCACACUGCAAGUUAUAGAACAAUCUGUUUAGAGUUAAACAGCAAUGUAGGCUUGGUUUUAGUAAGUUUGAACUGUUACUGUUUUAAUAUUUGUAGAUUCUGUGGCGCUUUAAUUUUAAAGUUUUUAGCUUUUGAUUUUAUGCUACACUAGUUUGCCAUCUAGCAAUUGCACUGUGCAAUAUUUACAAUAUAAGGACUGGGAAAAUGUUUAUGGAUGUAAUGUCUCUUACAGUUUGCGAUAGUAUUUCUCUCUAGUUCUCAGUGAUUUUAAAUGUGACCAAGCCUUCUGUACUUUGUCACAAAAAGCGGGUUUUCCAGGUGACUAUUUUGGUGAGUGUCAACAUAAGAAUUUAUGGUGUAUUAUUGUCAACAUUCACUCUGAAUUAAAAUAUCUAUUGCUGCAGCAAA
Messenger RNA from Acipenser ruthenus (sterlet), 8094 nucleotides. Its product is annotated as homeodomain-interacting protein kinase 3-like. The record is from RefSeq and is a predicted model, not a curated record. Gene Ontology annotation, biological process: peptidyl-serine phosphorylation; peptidyl-threonine phosphorylation. The transcript has 16 exons. Gene Ontology annotation, molecular function: ATP binding; protein serine/threonine kinase activity; protein tyrosine kinase activity. NCBI's taxonomy places the organism in Eukaryota, Metazoa, Chordata, Actinopteri, Acipenseriformes, Acipenseridae. Bases 385 to 4116 code for a protein of 1243 amino acids. Gene Ontology annotation, cellular component: cytoplasm; PML body; nucleus.